AACAAGCCUAUUAAGCUUCAUUUUGCAUCUCUUGAGACUUGAGUUGUUCAUUGUGUUUGGGUGCAGUUCAAAGUGUAGAAUAUUGUGUUUUUCACUGCUGCGCCAGCCUUUUGGUUCUGCUUCUCAGCUCUGUGCUUGUUUUCGCUGCCAUUUUUGUUCUUGCUCUUUUUUUUGUUUAUGAGUCUUAUCAGUUGAUACGCCUUUGCGUAGGGUUUAACUAAACUGCUUCUCUAGGCGUUUGUGUGUAGGACGGUGUGUGCAAGGAGUAAGUCGUAAGAGGAAUUUCUAAGGAAGAGGAGAAAGCUGUGGGGAGAAAGCUGUGGGAAGAAAGCGUAACACAGAGAAAGAGAGAAGAUGGCAGGAGGUGGAGGAGGAGCCGCGCCGCCGCCAAAACAGGAAGAGUUGCAGCCACAUCCAGCGAAGGAUCAACUGCCUAACAUUGCUUACUGCAUUACGAGUCCUCCUCCUUGGCCUGAGGCAAUUCUGCUUGGUUUCCAACACUACUUGGUGAUGCUUGGGACAACAGUGCUCAUACCCACUACUUUAGUUCCCCAAAUGGGAGGAGGAAAUGAAGAAAAAGCAAAGAUGAUUCAAACUUUGCAAUUUGUGGCUGGAUUGAAUACGUUGUUCCAAACAAUGUUUGGUACUUGCCUACCUGCAGUAAUUGGAGGCUCUUUUACCUAUUUGCCAACCACCAUUUCAAUUGUUUUGGCUGGUCGAUAUAGUGACAUUUUGAGUCCCCAGGAGAAAUUUGAGAAGAUAAUGCGUGGAAUUCAAGGUUCACUUAUUGUGGCCUCAACUCUACAAAUUGUUGUUGGCUUCAGUGGCCUUUGGCGUAAUGUUGCAAGGUUCUUGAGUCCAUUAGCGGCUGUUCCUUUGGUCGCUUUAUCUGGUUUUGGGCUCUAUGAAUUUGGUUUUCCUCUGCUUGCAAAAUGUGUGGAGAUUGGACUGCCACAGAUCAUCUUUCUAGUUAUUUUCUCACAGUAUCUACCUCAUUUGAUACCGGGAGAAAGAGCUGUAUUUGAUCGCUUUGCCGUAAUAUUCUCAGUGAUUAUUGUGUGGAUUUAUGCUCAUCUCCUUACUGUUGGUGGGGCAUACAAGAAUUCUGGACCAAAAACUCAAAUAAGCUGUCGAACUGAUCGUGCAGGGAUUAUAAGUGGUGCCCCAUGGAUAAGAGUUCCAUAUCCUUUCCAAUGGGGAGCUCCCACAUUUGAUGCUGGAGAGGCCUUUGCAAUGAUGACCGCAUCAUUUGUUUCCCUUGUAGAGUCAACUGGCGUUUUCAUUGCUGUGUCAAGAUACGCAAGUGCCACUCCAUUGCCACCUUCCAUACUUAGCCGUGGUGUUGGUUGGCAGGGAGUAGGAAUUCUCUUCUCUGGGAUAUUUGGAACUGGGAGUGGAUCAGCAGUAUCUGUGGAAAAUGCUGGUUUGUUGGCACUGACGCGUGUUGGAAGCCGAAGGGUUGUCCAAAUAUCAGCAGGGUUUAUGAUUUUCUUUUCCAUUCUUGGCAAAUUUGGUGCUGUCUUUGCUUCAAUUCCGGCUCCAAUUGUUGCAGCUCUAUAUUGCCUUUUCUUUGCAUAUGUUGGUUCAGGAGGUCUAAGUUUCCUUCAGUUCUGUAACUUAAACAGCUUCAGGACAAAGUUUAUUCUUGGAUUCUCUGUUUUCAUGGGCUUAUCAGUACCACAAUACUUCAACGAGUACACAGCAAUUAAUGGUUAUGGCCCAGUCCACACUGGAGCAAGAUGGUUCAACGACAUGAUAAAUGUGCCAUUUUCAUCAGAACCUUUUGUUGCUGGCAUAUUGGCAUUCUUCCUGGAUAUUACAUUGCACCAGAAAGACAAUGCAACAAAGAAGGACAGAGGUAUGCAUUGGUGGGACAGGUUCCGAUCAUUCAAGACGGACACGAGAAGCGAAGAGUUCUAUUCUCUUCCUUUCAAUCUGAACAAGUUCUUCCCAUCUGUGUGAUGUUGGAACACGUAACUCUUCGUGGUUUGCUUAGGUUUUGCCCCCAUCUAUCUCAUUAAGGGCACUGCAUCAUAACAUGAUCUUUUUUCUGCUCUUUUGCCCGCUGUAGCCAUAUCUAAGAGAGCAAGAACUUGGUGGUACAAGUGUAUAAUCUUUCCAAAAUACUUUAUUCUAACUAUCAUUUUUCUUCACAUGGAUGUCUGAUAGUUGAAAGUCGUAGUGAAUUAGUAUAAAAAGCAAAGUUCCUUUUUUUCUAGUAAC
Molecule: messenger RNA, 2223 nt
Organism: Manihot esculenta (cassava)
Lineage: Eukaryota; Viridiplantae; Streptophyta; Magnoliopsida; Malpighiales; Euphorbiaceae
Product: nucleobase-ascorbate transporter 7
Exons: 15
Coding region: 355-1962 (535 amino acids)
Biological process (GO): transmembrane transport
Cellular component (GO): plasmodesma; plasma membrane
Molecular function (GO): transmembrane transporter activity
Source: RefSeq, a predicted model, not a curated record